Thamnophis sirtalis is the source of this 7134-nucleotide messenger RNA. NCBI's taxonomy places the organism in Eukaryota, Metazoa, Chordata, Lepidosauria, Squamata, Natricidae. The record is from RefSeq and is a predicted model, not a curated record.
UGACUCUGACAAACUCUGUAGAAAAAGUGGCCUACCUCACAGUAUUCCAUAUCAUCUUUAUAUUCUUCAUAUGGACGUAUUGGAAGUCUAUAUUUACUCCUCCACUGCAACCGGACAAAAAGUUCCACAUGUCGUAUGCCGACAAGGAACGCUAUGAGGAUGAAGAAAGGCCCGAGGGCCAGAGGCAGAUCCUCGCAGAGAUGGCCCGGAAGUUGCCAGUUUGUACAAGGACAGGGAAUGGCGCCAUUCGAUUCUGUGACAGAUGUCAGCUUAUCAAACCUGACCGAUGUCACCAUUGCUCAGUUUGCGCUGUGUGCGUGUUAAAAAUGGACCAUCACUGCCCAUGGGUGAACAACUGCAUCGGCUUUUCUAACUACAAGUUCUUCCUACUGUUUUUAGCCUAUUCUCUGUUGUACUGCAUGUUUAUUGCAACAACAGUCUUCAAAUAUUUCAUCAAAUUCUGGACAGUAAGUUGGGGGGCCUGGUGGCCGUUUACUUUCUGUAUGUCAUGGGAGUCUGAAAUCUUCUGGGGUGAAAACCAGCCCCAGGGGGAACACAAUUCAUUCCAAACAGAACAAAGUUGCAAUUGUGCAAGGGAUUACUACAGUCCUAAUCUUUCAAAACUGGUAUUGGUCCAGGGGGACGGACACUCCUUCCCCAUCCGAGCCCAGAGCGAAGCCCGGAACCCCCUGCUGGCAAACGAGGAGCAAUGGGAGGAAGACGGGAUGGAAGAUGGCAGCCAGCACAAUUACCAGCAAGGGACUUCCCUUUCCAUUGAAAUGGAGACAUAGCAGCUUUGAAGAGCUGAGGUUGUGCAACUCAUGAGCUCUGCUUCCUCUGGUGAUGGAGACUUCGGGGGCAUAAAAAGAAAAAAAAAAGCGCUUGGAUCAGAAAACGAAAAGCAACAUUGGAGGCUAAUUCUCGUUUUCCGAAAGGCUUCUUGAGCAGACUGUCCUUGGUGACACUUCCAAGGUUUGCUACACAUUACGGAUUUUUUUUAAAACAUGGCAUCUGAAGUGAUUCAUGACCUUCUCUUUUUGUAUGCCUUCCCCAGAAGAAGGGAAAACUGCUUAGUGCAAAAGCAUUUCCAAGUGCCUUAAGGGGCAUUUUGCUAGCAGCCUGGACUUCGUGUUGUCUCGUUUUGCCAAAUAGGAAGAAGAGCUGUGUAAAAGGGUUUAGACGGACGGUUAAGCAGACGACUGAAUGCAGGAAUCAUGGCUGCCAAACCAAGUGUUGCUGCUAGAGAACGAGGUGAAUACUCACUGCUUCUGUGGCCCUAGCAAACCUCCAACACCCUUGGGCCCUAAAUGUCCUCAUCAUUAACUCUGAUUUUGCUAGAAAAAAAUCCGGCUCUUUUGAGUUCGCCUUUUUGAUGUAAGCACAAUCCUCGUUGUAGGUGCCUACAAUUGUCUGAAAUUCAUUCCGAACAGCUUCAGCUCCGGGACUAGUUUCUGCUAUGAAAAAUAAUAAUUUUAAAUGGAAUUGCACAACAGUGACCCUGUAUCAGACUGUCCACGGAGGCUCAUGUGGCUAUGGGCAUCUUUAGACAGAGCCCGCCAGGGAAGGAAAGCCCGGCCCCUGGUUUUGCACGAAGGGGAGCCUUGCUUGGAGCCAGGCCAGCCUCACUUCAUGGACUUUUAAACCCUUUGCAUAAUCUGAUCAGGAAUAAGAUUGGUGUCUCUCUGUCAUUCCUUUGUUUCCAAAUACUAAAAGAAAAUCAUGGAUAGAGAAGUCCAAAAGGCUGGCCUUCCCCCUGCCCCUUUAGCUUGAGUGCUGGGUGACUUGAUCUCAAAUGUUGGUGUUGCAAGAAGAGGUUUUGAUCCAAGUGGAAUUCCCACCCUCCAAAAGAUUUUUUUUUCAUGCUUUUCAGUGACUAUACAGAAAUAGGUUCUUAUCUUCCCUCUUUAGAACUUUGGAGAAGAAAACAGCCGAGCACCAUAAUGGGAGGUCAUUGGAAGGAGGUUGUAGACGUCAACCCUUUUGCACAAUCAACAGGAUGGGGGGAUGGGCUGGUGGUGCAGCUUCAGGGGCUGGAGCUAAACUAACUUCUCCCAGUGCCAAGAUGGCAUCACCAAACCAGGCAACUGCAUCUCUCUGCUUAUGCUCUGUUUGGCCUCCCCACCCACACCCUGCAGCCACACAAGGAGAUGAAAGAGAAAGCAAUAGUUGAGCUCUCUCAAUAUAAGCCCAUUCCAGUACUGCCUGGCAUAGUACCCCCAUCCCACAGGGGCCAUAGUUUUUUUUAAGAAGGCUUUUUAAAAAUCCUGGAGUUGGAAAAGGCAGUCUACCAUGUUUAUAGUGGCUAAGAUGCCCUCAAAGUUUUGGCCAGGACCUCUGUGGCUUUGUUAGUGGUGCAUCUUUGGGGUUUUUGGACAUGCUCGUGCUAAGAAGUAACCCAAUUUCAUAGCUGGCUGGGCCUCCUUUGUGCAGCUGUACCCUUUGUUGAUUCUCUAGGUUAGACCUUCCAAGAUUCGCCCUCCAGAAUUGUCUAGGCUGUAAAAAAAAAACCUUAAUGCGCUAAUUUUUCUCAGUGUAGAAAGGUGCCAGUCAGAGAAACUGAAGCAGACACAAAUCUUAGGGCAAAUAUUGAAGCUUUACUAAUUUCAAUAGAAGUAGUUUAAACAUUUUUUUUCUGCUGAUUAUAUUAGUCCUUUGAAUGCUAUACAUUUUAAGCAAAAUAGACAUUUGCGUGGGUCCAUGUUUAACGCUGAUAGUUCAACUUCAUAACGGUGCUGUCAAUCAAUUGCAAUGUGUUUCCCUUUCUUAAAGGACUCUUUUCUUCUUCACAUCGAUCAGAGCAAUUAAACGCUAACAUUUAAUUAACAAAUUAACAAAUGCAUCUCCACUCUUACAUGUCAAAAAUAUAAUCUACUAAAACACUAGAACAUGUAUUUGGGGGGGACUAAGUUUUAAUGGUGUGUCUCCAACCUCAUGGAACUACGUGAGAAAAGCAUCUCAGCUGCUUCUAAACACUCCCAGGUCCACUCAGAAGAGGCGAAAAGCUUGUCUGGCUUUGUUCAUCUCUUACUAAAAGUGGGGUCCAGAAUUUGGGAAUCUAGCAAGCUGGGUAAAGUGUGCCUUGGAAAAUCUCCAAAACCAGGUCUGAUCAGCAGGAGUCUUUUGGGGUCUUGAAGGAAUGGCCUGGUCAACGGCCCUCCCAAUUUCAGGCACUUCUUCAUGCCCCGAAUUUCCAGCUGUUUUUAGACAUUCUUGAAUUAGGGACACCAACGGCAGAGGGAAAACCCUGGCACUUCUGGGCCUUGGCAUUAGUCCCAAAUAAACAAUUGGCUAGCAGCAGCUAUAGUUGUAGCCCAGUGUUGCUCAACCUUGCUGAUUUUUUUAGGUGGGUGGAUUUCAACUCCCAGAAGUUCCCUACUGAGUGUGCUGGCUAGGGUAUUCUGGAAAUGGAAGCCCACAAAUCUUAAAAGUCAGCAAGGUUGAGAAACACCAUUAUAAGCCUUUAUCAAGGCAAGGAACAGCUCAAGCACUCGUCUACUUAACAGCUGUGUCAAAAAACAGCCGCCAGGGAAGGUGGGUUCUUUAGCCACCUUGAACUUAAAUCAUUCCUGAUGAUUUCCAAAGCUUCCCUAACCUCAGCAGCCUAAUUUAAGGAUAAAAAUCUACUUGGUGUCCUUAAGGCUAAAUCAUUGGGAGUAAAACAAAAAAACAACCCUUUCUCCAGCUAUUAUAACUCACCCAAUCUGUUCUAUGCAGGGAAGCCCUGCAGGAAAAACUCCAGUAGCCCUGCAGACUUCUCCUAGCAGCCUCUCCCAGAGUCCACUCCAGCUGUGAGGCCUCUUCUCUGCCAGCUUCCUUGGGAGCGGGGCAGCUGUUGAGCUUGAAAAGGCACAAGUGGAAUACAUGCGAAUUAUAUUUCUCCUGUGUGCUGCUUGGGGAAUCCAAGCAUGGGUUAACUUUGUCCAUUAGCCUAGAGACUGAGCUAUGCAAAUGUUGACCACGCCUCCUCUGACUGGAUGGGUCAGUUUUUUAACUCAGUCCAGCCAAAAGAGACGUAUUUCCAUUUUCUCUAGACUAAUCGACAAAAUUUACUCUAAUUUACUGGAUUCUGAGAUCGUAGAGGCAGUUUCUUUGAUUAUUGCAGGACGGAAGACAAAGGCGACAGUUCGCUGUCAGCCAAAACCUUCGGCGUUGGCCAUUCGGCUGAGAUCAACGGCUAUGAGACUUACAGGAGCUUUCGAGUCCUUGUGCUGCAGCUGCUUAUUUUGAGCGUGGGAUUGGUUCGCCGCUUCCCCUUUAUUGCUGAUCGCGCACGCGCCCUAAGUCGUUUUGCCGCCCCGCACCGUCUUGCAUCGGGAACGGCCGACGUUGCGGCUUUAGCGACGCUGUUUUAUCACCGCUAUUUUGACGAGCGCGGUUUUGUCGUGCCAUGAGCUUCCCCAGCUUUAAUUCCAUCAGAGAUUUCUGAAGGCUUGAAGGCAGAGGACCGCAAGGCCGAGUCAGUCAUUCAUAAGACCCAUCAUGCUGCAGCCUUACGUGCUGCUACUGCAGCAUCCUUCUUUAAUAGGACCUCCUUGGUCUGGCUCAGGCAGUUGCAGAGUAGGCUUGCCCCUGAGGAAAUGCACCUUCACCAGGAUAUUACCAAGUUGAUGGCAGCCCUGGAAUUUUCUGUGGAUGCCAUUCUUAAUGCAGCAAAAUUUGCAUCUCGGGCCGUGGUAUCCAAUGUUGCGUCCCGACGUUUGCUAUGGCUUCGCCAUUGGCAAGCUGACGUUAAAUCUAAGUGGCGCUUUGCUUCCAUGCCCUUCAAGGGUGGGGCCUUAUUCGGAUCUGUCCUGCAUCCAAUUCUCAUUGAAACCAGGGAUAAAUGUAAGGUUUACUCCCUUACUCCCCAGUGAGCGCACCAACAGGAGACAACAACCUUAAAAUAGGUGCCAGUCCUUUCAGGCCGGAGAUUCAGGUUUCACUACCGCCCCUUAUGUUCCCCACUAUAACAGGGCCUUCUCCCAGCCACAGGACCGCGGCCAGGAUCGCACGGGAGCCAGGGAUAGGGGCUGCCAGAAGAACCAUGCACAAUCCCAGGCCAGAAGGCCAUUUCGUGGGGCUGGCAACCGGUCUUUUCGGAGGUACCAGUGACUCACAUGGGGAGGAACCCAUCGGCGGGCGUCUCCUGGUCUUCGCCCAUCAGUAGGCAGAGACCACGUCCGACACCUGGGCCCUUCAGGUUGUGAGGUUGGGCCUCACUCUAGAAUUUCUCUCCAUCCCCCCAAGACGAUUUAUCAAGUGUCCUGUACGCAGGUGCCCGGUGAAAAGGCGUCUCAUGGACACCUAAAUACAACACCUUAUCGCCAUCAAUGCCAUAGAGCAGGUGCCCAAGGGUCAGGAGGGGCUAGGUUUUUACUUCAUCUUAUUCCUAGUGACCAAGGGCUCAGGGGAAUGGCGGGCCAUCCUAGAUUUGAAAAGGCUCAAUCUGUACAUCAAGUAUCAAAAGUUCAAGAUGCAAUUCCUCAAAAGCAUCUUGGCAUCCAUCUGCCAGGGCAACAUGAUGACAUCAGUCGACUUCAAGGAGGCGUACCUCCACGUGCCCAUCCAUCCGGCACAUCGGAGGUUUCUACGCUUUCAUUUCGCUGGCCGGCACUUUCAAUACCGGGCCUUACCCUUAGGCCUGUCAUCGGCCCCUUGAACAUUUACCAAGCUCCUGGCUGUGGUAGUGGCGUCGCUGCGCUCGGUUCCAAUACGAGUGAAUUGUUACCUAGACGACAUCUUGGUUUUAUCUCCAUCCUGGAACCAGGCUCUACGGAUCUACAGGUAACAAUGGACUCACUAAAGAGAAACAGGUUUGUCCUGAACCUUCCCAAGAGUCAUCUACAGCCUACCGCGUCGUUGCUCCACCUGGGGACCAUCAUCAACUCCGUUACGUGUGAAGUGUCCCUAUCUUUGGAGAGGCGACAGAGCAUCCAGCACCUGGCGAAUCAGGUACUAUCUCAGAGACUCUUACCACUGGCAAUGCUUUCCCAACUACUUGGGAAAAUGAUUUCCUGUAUAAACAUUGUUCCCUGGGCCAGGUUCCAUGCACGACCACUUCCAUGGUUCCUGCUCCCCUUCCAGAGGGCACAUACCAGCCAUUCCCAGAUCAAAGUUCAGCUCCCGCCCAAGCCUUUCAGGUCCCUCUGGUGGUGGACAUCCUCCAAACUUCUCAAGGGGUGUCCAUUCAAGGAACUGGACUGCAUCCAAGUUACAACGGAUGCCAGUCUAUUCGGAUGGGGAGCCCAUGACCUGGACCGAGUCGCACAGGGCCGAUGGUUGAGUCAAGAGCUGAGAAACAGCAUCAAUUGGCUGGAGCUCCGUGCCAUCCACCUAGCUCUCCUGGAGUUCCAGGAUCUAGUGUCACACCACCACGUGCUGUUCCUGACCGACAAUGUGCCCUCCAAGACCCAUGUCAACCGCCAAGGGGGCACCCAUUCUAGGUCCCUGAUGCUGGAGGCGGAGAAACUACAUCACUGGGCGGAGAACAGACUGUUGUCAAUUCGGGCGGAGCACAUCUCGGGCGAUUCCAACACACAGGCGGACUGGCUGAGCAGGGCCACCAUGGAUCAAGCGGAGUGGCAACUCCACCCUGACCUCUUCCGGGAGCUCUCUCGUUGGUUCGGCCAACCUGAGGUGGACCUGUUUGCACAACCUCACAACGCACAACUACCGCGAUUUUACACCAGGUACCAGACUCCCGGGGUGGAGAGGGUGGAUGCUCUACACAGCCCAUGGCCGGCCGGCCAGCCUUCUUUACGCGUUCCCACCUCUCCCGAUCCUUCCGUCGGUCAUUCAAAAGAUCCUGAUGGAGCAGGCGGAAGUUCUGUUGAUGGCUCUGAUGUGGUCCCGGCGUCUCUGGUACGCAGACCUCGUACACCUGUCGAUCUCAUGUCCGUGGAGGAUUCCGGAUGACCAGAUCCAGCCAGGGAGCUCUCAUCCACCCGAACCUCACUUGCUGCAGUUAGCCGUGUGGCACGUGAGCGGGCUAUUCUAACCGGACUACACUACUCAAGUAAGGUCAUUGACGCUAUUCAAGUGGCCCGUCGUCCAUCUACUACUCAUAUAUACGAGGCCACCUGGCAGGCCUUCUGCAGGUGGUGCCACCACACCGGGGCCGACCCUCUCAAGGCUUCGGUGCCCCAAGUCUUGGAC